AUGAGUCUAAUAACAACUAUUAAUGGGUUACCAUACCACCAAUUUGACAUCAAUAAUCAAGAUGAAUUCAAACAAAUAUCUAAUUUGAUUUCCCUACAUUUAUCAGAACCUUAUUCUAUAUAUGUAUAUUGGUAUUUCUUAAACAAUUGGCCACAAUAUUGUUAUACUGUUAAAGAACCUGAAACUAAGAAAGUAAUCGGGGUUAUUAUAUCUAAAAUUGAACCUCAUAGAAAUGUUCGAAUGAGAGGAUAUAUUGGUAUGCUCGUGAUAGAUCCAAAGUAUCGCAAACAAAGAUUAGCUUCAAAUUUGGUCAAAUUAACAAUUGAAAAUAUGAAAUCUAUAGAUAAAGUUGACGAAAUAAUGUUGGAAACUGAGGUGAUUAACCAAGGAGCAUUGAAUUUAUAUGAAAGUUUUGGAUUCUUGAGAACUAAAAGAUUAUAUCGCUAUUAUUUGAACACUCACGAUGCUUAUAGAUUGAUUUUACCAUUAGGGGAGAAAUCGCGAACAAGAAUUGCCUUCUUGCCACCGCUUGAAUAA
This is a messenger RNA of Candida albicans SC5314, 537 nucleotides long. Its product is annotated as peptide alpha-N-acetyltransferase. Gene Ontology annotation, cellular component: NatC complex. The coding region runs from base 1 to 537 and encodes 178 amino acids. The transcript has a single exon. The record is from RefSeq and is a predicted model, not a curated record. Gene Ontology annotation, biological process: N-terminal peptidyl-methionine acetylation. NCBI's taxonomy places the organism in Eukaryota, Fungi, Ascomycota, Pichiomycetes, Serinales, Debaryomycetaceae. Gene Ontology annotation, molecular function: protein-N-terminal amino-acid acetyltransferase activity.